This is a messenger RNA of Vicia villosa (hairy vetch), 1938 nucleotides long. RefSeq names its product probable cyclic nucleotide-gated ion channel 20, chloroplastic. The record is from RefSeq and is a predicted model, not a curated record. Gene Ontology annotation, biological process: transmembrane transport; monoatomic ion transport. Gene Ontology annotation, molecular function: monoatomic ion channel activity. Gene Ontology annotation, cellular component: membrane. The transcript has 13 exons. Lineage: Eukaryota; Viridiplantae; Streptophyta; Magnoliopsida; Fabales; Fabaceae. The coding region runs from base 1 to 1836 and encodes 611 amino acids.
AUGAGCUUGGAAAAGCCACCAUCAGCUGCUAUGAGCCUGCCCAGCAGCCGUACCAGAAUGGCACAUGUGGGAUUGCGGAAGGAAAAUAAAUGUAUCGAUGUAGAUUGGACAUUGGGAACCAUACUGGCUGUGUUUAGAACUUUAAUCGAUGGAUUGUUUUUGUGGAACAUAUUAAGGGAGCGUAGGGCAGUUCAAGUUGGAGAUUUAAUUGAUCCUCCUAGAAAAAUAUCUCUUAGUUACUUGAAGACUUUAGUGUCCGUAGACUAUUUUGCUGUAUUGCCUCUACCUCAGAUAUUGGUAUGGGCUAUCCUUCCAAGUUACUCAUAUUCAUCUGGAAAAAUCUUUCUUAAGAGUACUCUGCAACAAGCAAUCAAUAUUCAAUUUAUUCUUCGAUUAUUCAGAUUUUUGCAUCUCCUCAAUGGCCAGUCAACAGCUAAAAUAGUAUUCAAAUCUGUAUGGGCAAAUUCAAUUAUUAAUUUACUCUGGUUUGUGAUAUUUGGCCAUGUCGCGGGUUCAAGUUGGUUCUUCUUUGGACUAAAGAGGGUGAAUGGAUGUUUGAUAGAUGCAUGCAAUGAUACCAAUUCACCUAUAUGUGUGAAAUUGCUUGAUUGUAGUUAUGAAAGGAAGAAUGUAUCAUCUGCAUGGAUCAAUGAUAAGAAUGCAAUCGACUGUUUAACGUCAACAUCAUCCUUUUCUUAUGGAAUCUUUGAAAAGGUUCUGCCUCUUUCCAUGGAAACUAAUAUAUUCCACAAGUAUGUGUAUGCGCUAUCUUGGGGAUUUCAGCAAGUGAGUACUCUUGCGGGUAAUCAAACCCCAACUUAUUUGUUAGGGGAAGUCCUUUUUUCAAUGACCAUCAAUGGAGUCGGAAUUUUACUUUUAGCCUAUUUUAUAGGUAACGUACAAGCCUCUUUUCAGGGACUUAGCCGAAGAAAGCUUGAGAUGCAACUUAGGCGCGAUGAGCUUGAGUUUUAUAUGAAGCGUCGUGGCUUGCCAAUAGAUAUAAAAAGGAGAGUAAAAGAAUUCGAAGAAUAUCUCUGGGAAACCACUAGAGGAGUGUAUGAUGAUAUUGUUCUACAGAGUUUGCCCGAUGAUAUUGCGAGGGACAUACGACACCAUCUUUUCAAAUUUAAAGAGGAAGUACCGCCAUUUUCCACAAUAGAUCAGAAUGAUCCUAUCUUAGAUGUCAUUCGAAAGUGGCUAAAACAUAAGAUAUACCUCAAAGGAACUAUAAUUUUGGCCGAGGAAGCUCAAAUAGAGAAAAUGGUGUUUAUUAUGAAUGGAGAAUUGGAGUGCACUAGAACAGAUAAAAUUUUGACUCCAUUAUGCAAAGGAGAUGUGUGUGGGGACGAACUAUUAGGAUGGGUUGGAUUUGGCGAGCUUGACACAGAAACUGGACAACCGAGUUCUGGAAGUGCACGCAUUAGACAUUUUUAUCCCAAUUUUUCAGCAACGCUUGGCGUUGGAGUGAGGUAUGAUAAACAAGACAGUGUGAGAGUGAGGCAUGAUAAACAAGAUAGUGUGAGAGUGAGGUAUGCUAAGAAUGAUAAGUUGCGGUAUACUGUACUUGCUAAGAAGUCGUUUCCGGUGACAAACGAUGGUCUUGUUAAUUUCAAAAUUAAGGGAGGAUGUGAUGUUGACCAAGAUUUUAAAGAGUGGAAAUCUAGAGGAGGGGCUGAGUUUUCGUGGAAUGUAUUCAAUUUUCAGAAGGAUCAAGAUGUGAGAGUCAGAAUUGGUUAUGAAGCUUUUGAACAGGUUCCUUAUGUGCAGAUUAGGGAGAAUAAUUGGACAUUUAAUGCAGAUUACAAAGGUAGAUGGAAUGUGAGAUAUGACUUAUGAGAAUAGAAAAACACUUAUUGGAGGGACCAUGCAUACAAUUUAAAUUUUGUUCAUUAAAGUGAAGUACAGUACUGUUUAAAAUAAGUUUCAUGAUUUAAUAUU